UAGAAAUAGGUACGUACGCCAAUUAUACUCAUCCCCACAUCGACGCACGCUACUCAGCCAUGGCGGCCUCGCUCCCGGAUGACAUCCUCCGCGAGAUCCUAGUUCGCCUUGAUGACGCGGCCGACCUCUUCCGUUGCGCCGUGGCAUGCAGACGCUGGCGACACCUCGUCGCCGAUCCCUCCUUCCUACGGUGCCGGUGGCCGGACCACUCACGCGCCUCCUUCGCCGGGUUCUUCAACAAGCAGCGGCAUCGUGAUCAAGGGGCCAAGGUGCUCGUCCCGACGCCAUGGUCGCCGCUGGGCCAUGGGCGCCGUGCCAUCAGCUCCUUCGUGCACGACGUCCCGGCAAGCCUCUUGUACCGCGCGGUGCCGCUCGUCUCGCAUCGUGGCCUCCUCCUUGUGCACCUCCUCCCGGCCCGUGGCACGGAUGAUUGGUGGGUCGUUUGCCUGGCCGUGUGCAACCUGCUCGUUGGCACAUGCGACAUGCUCCCUCCUCUAUUGGACAGCUCUAUGGGCUUGCGUGAGUACAAGCAUCACGGCUGUGCCGUCCUAUCCGGUGAUGACUGUCGCUCCGGUGACGGCGAGCAGCCACCGAGCACCUCGUCCUUCUACAAAGUGAUAAUCAUCACCACUGGUCGCGAUCACCAGAUUGGCUUCAAGUUUGACGUGCACACGUUCUCGUCCGGCAAUGAGAGUUGGAGUAAGCACACAAAGUGCUUCAGCGACACCAUAGAUUCCGACAUCCUCGGCUCACUGUGUCAAAGCGACGCCAUUGUGCACCGCGGCACCGUCCACUGGCUAUUUAAUAGUUGGACGGCGCAAUGUUUCUGCCUUGUUAAGCUAGAUGCCCGGAGCUGCGACAUCACAUUCACAAGGCUCCCCGUCCCAGCAAUGUAUAUCGAAGAUCAUGCAUGCCUUGGCCUGGCUACAACCGGCGGCGCCCUCUCGGUACUAAAGAUGCAAGAGGCAGCAAGUCCCAAGCUAGAUAUAUGGAGACAGCAAGAGGACCACCAGAGUGCACACGGUACCUCGCAAUGGCUCUGCACUGAUACAGUAGAGUUAAUACAACCUAGGAGGACGGAGACUCACGACAGGGACAUGCUUUACAUACUACUAGGAGAGAAGUGUGGGAAAUUACUUGUCAACAACAGGCGUCGGCGCGUGUACUCAGCCGACCUAGAGACAGGGACAGUGGAGGCAGUGGCUGACUGGCGCAGCUUACACCCUAGCACCCCUCUAGAUGUUGUGCCUCUGGAGAUGGACUGGCCGGCGCUCUUCCUUUCUCGUCUUGGUACUGCCAGCGAAUCCGGCAUUCCGGUCCCGUCUCCCAGUGGAGAGGCAGCUCCAAGAAGGAGUAGGCGACGCAGGGGAAGAGGCCGCGGGAAAACUUGCAGCCGUGGCAAAGCAACAGACGAAGGAAAGGAGAUAGCCAGCUCCACAUGGUGAUAAUAUUAGGACGUGUGUAUUUCUAUGUGAAGAUUUAUUAUGGAUAUAUUGAAAAAGAGAAGCUCACGGUAUAUUAGUAAAGAAAAAAAAUGAUCAUGUUAU
Molecule: messenger RNA, 1547 nt
Organism: Triticum aestivum (bread wheat)
Lineage: Eukaryota; Viridiplantae; Streptophyta; Magnoliopsida; Poales; Poaceae
Exons: 2
Coding region: 60-1445 (461 amino acids)
Molecular function (GO): protein binding
Source: RefSeq, a predicted model, not a curated record